AUUGUUAUCAGAAGACGUGUAAUCAUUACCCUGUUUUCUUUAUCUACCUCCAUUUUUGUUUCUUCGCUGUCAUUUCGCGUUAAUUAGUUGUAAAGUGUAUGUUUCGCUUGAGUGCUGUGUUUAUUUAUUGGAAAAUGCUUGAUUCUUUUUGAUGCAAUCUUUAAUAUGGAUGUCGAGACCCAGGUAAUAGUGAUAGCGAGCGUGUUCGGCGGCGGGUUCCUGGUGCUGCUCAUCAUGGCCAUAGUGCUCUGCACUCAGGUCACCAGCCUCCGCAAGAAGGUCGCUGAUAUGCAAGCCACUGGACGCAUGAGGAUACAGAAGCUGAAGAUGGACAAAGACAAGAACCACGCGUUCCACAACCCCGCGCUGUCGCCUGACGAGGAGUUGUCGCGCCGCGGCUACUCCAUGUACACCAGCCAGGACGACGUGGAGAGCGGCCGACAUGAGCGGCAGACGGGUGGGCAGUUCGUAGACAGACAGACGCCCAGCAGCAUGUACGAUGACAGACACAGUUCAGCACAAACCAACUUUGUGGACGAACUGACGCGAGAGCUGGACAGCCGGCAGCAGCGGCCCAACCAUCCACCGUCAUUCCUGAUGCACAGCAUCGAGGAAACUAAGAAGAAGACCAGAAGCCUUGCCAACCCGGCAGCCAACGGCAGGCAGAGUGAAACGAACCCUAACUUUAUGUACUAACUUCUGUUGUAACACUACAUUGUGAUGAUGCUCAGGAUGAAGAAAAAUCUGUGAAGAGUCGUUGUAGGGCAGCCAAAGUUUUUUUGGUGACCCAAACUCUUAACAGAAAUGAACAACGAACUCCAGUCUUUGACUGUAAUCGGUGGUAAAGAAUGGUGAUCCCAAUGUAGCUUGCCAAAACUGCAUUGCACUGACAAUGUUGUAACCACUGACACUACUUCAGACUCUGAGUAUCAUCACCCACACUGAACUUGUACAAAAUCUUUCUAGUUUAAGCACCUUUACUCAAAAUGCAGGUGUAAAGGUUGAUAAGGACAAUUUAGAGAGUGCUUCUAUGUGAGUUGCUCACAGUCUUUUAAGGUUCAGUAUUGAAUAAAAAAACCGCCAAAGAAAUAAAUAGCUGAACCAAAUUCAGCAUCAUAAACAAGAGCUUGUAAUCAAGCAUGCAUUGUAAUAUUUGUAUUUAUGUAAUUUUUAUAUUUUUAUAUUUCUUCCAUUGAUUUUGCAUGAUUAAUUAUUAAAUCUAUUCUUUUUUA
Molecule: messenger RNA, 1232 nt
Organism: Spodoptera frugiperda (fall armyworm)
Lineage: Eukaryota; Metazoa; Arthropoda; Insecta; Lepidoptera; Noctuidae
Exons: 4
Coding region: 166-696 (176 amino acids)
Source: RefSeq, a predicted model, not a curated record